AUGUUGUUCCACACUUUGAAAAGAGGAACUGAGAUUGAGAAUUUAAUAACCGGGAGGUUGUUUAAUACAAAAGCAAGGUAUUGUAGCAGUUUGUGCUCCAGUUAUCGCAGAAAUAUAUGGAAUCUUAACUUUAGUCGAGUCACUAACUCUAACAGUCUGUUAAGUGAACACACCCACACGGACCUUGAUAUUGUAACAAAUAGGUUCACCUACUGGCAAACCAGAGGACCCAAAAUCGUAAAACCACGCGAUAUAAUCAAAAGAUGGAAGAUUAGACCCGGAGAUAAGGUGGUUGUAAUAAGCGGCAAGGAUAAGGGAAAGACCGGAGAGGUGCUGAUGUGCGAUAAAUUGCGGAACCAAGUCAAGGUGAAGGGCUGCAACAUGAGGAAGCUGUUGGUGGACUCCCAAGUGGUACAGAUAGAAAAGAAGAUGCACUACUCAAACGUGCAGCUGGUAGACAAGCUGUUGAACGUCGGCACCAGGGUCACAAUCAAAUACACACCGGACAACAAGCCACUGAGAGUGUCAAAGAAGUCGGGAUACGUUAUACCGUGGCCAGAAAAGGUAGGUCGUUUACGGCGCAACGUCGCUUUAGAAGAAAAGGGAACCCAGAGGUACAGCAGCAGCUAUUACACUGGUUUAGAGGUGUUCGAGGGGGAGAAGGACACGAAGCCAGAGGAGGCUCUUCGUCGGACUUACGACUACCACAAGGACCUGUUCUCAAUGAACCUUCUUCGGCAGACGAUGUCAAAGUACAACAGAGAAAUAUCAUAG
This is a messenger RNA of Theileria orientalis strain Shintoku, 774 nucleotides long. RefSeq names its product 50S ribosomal protein L24. Bases 1 to 774 code for a protein of 257 amino acids. Gene Ontology annotation, biological process: translation. Gene Ontology annotation, molecular function: structural constituent of ribosome; RNA binding. Gene Ontology annotation, cellular component: ribosome; mitochondrion. NCBI's taxonomy places the organism in Eukaryota, Apicomplexa, Aconoidasida, Piroplasmida, Theileriidae. The transcript is spliced from 6 exons. The record is from RefSeq and is a predicted model, not a curated record.